CCGGGCCCCGCCGUAGCCUGGUAACCGCGGCUCGGCGGGCGGAGGGCGGCCCCGGCAGCGCCGCGGUCAGGUGGCAGCCCCGGAGAGACGGAGCCCCGAUAAAAGUCCUGCCUCGCCGCCGCCCCGUGAGGGAGUGUGGAGUUGUCGUCGCGGAGCCAUGCUCAGUGUUGGACACGCUCUAUGAGACACCUCAGCUUCAGCAGCCCACAGCUUCCCUGCGCCCAGUGGUGAUCUGGACAGGAGUUUGCUACCAAGUUGACCAGACAGAGGAAGCUCUUUCUGUCCCAGCACCACCAGGCCAGACAAUCCUUCCAUCGGGUCCCUUCCCAUAAUGGAAGCGUGAGUGACAAGAUCCUCCAUGACCUCCAGAAGCCACAACUCCCUCCCGAGAACUCUGAUGGCUCCACGAAUGCUUUCUGAAGGUGCCCUCGGGGGCAUCGCCCAGAUCACCCCCUCGCUGUACCUGAGCCGGGGCAGCGUCGCCUCCAACCGGCACCUGCUCCUGUCCCGGGGCAUCACCUGCAUCAUCAACGCCACCAUCGAGAUCCCCAACUUCAACUGGCCCCAGUUUGAGUACGUGAAAGUGCCUUUGGCUGACAUGCCCAACGCCCCCAUCUCCCUGUACUUCGACAGCGUGGCCGACAAGAUCAACAGCGUGGCGCGGAAGCACGGUGCCACCUUAGUGCACUGCGCCGCCGGCGUCAGCAGGUCGGCCACGCUCUGCAUCGCCUACCUGAUGAAGUACCACAAGGUGACCCUCUUCGAGGCCUACAACUGGGUGAAAUCGCGGCGCCCCGUGAUACGCCCCAACGUGGGCUUCUGGAGGCAACUGAUAGACUACGAGAGGAAGCUCUUUGGGAAGACCACGGUUAAAAUGGUGCAGACACCAUACGGCAUCAUCCCAGACCUCUACGAGAGAGAACGGAGACCCCUGAUGCCUUACUGGGGAAUUUAAUGGGACUGCAGGCAGGAAGCACAAUGGAAGGGACGCGCUGGUCUGAGCAGACCAGGCUGGAGCCGUCCCCUUCUCCUCCUACAGCCAACCUUGGUUCUGUGCCAUACAGCAGAACCUCAACUACUUCUCACCUCACCGACCUGCAAGGCCAACGGUCCCCUUCCAAGCGUUUCUCUCCGCAGGGAUUCCCCCAUCUGCCUUUCUCUGAUUUAGCUGAAUGAAGUCCUCUCAUGAGUCAAUUCCUUUCCUAGAGCCUCCCUUUCCUUCUCAGUCAGUCUUAGUGUCCCAGGCGCGAGGUCUGGGAGGCGCUGGCAGCACCGCUGAGCACCACACGGUGUGGCCUGCCCUGGGUGUCUGCCUGCUCCUCGCUGCUUUGCUUCCGUGCACAACUCUGUAGUGGCUUAGGGAGCGGUGCCAGCACGGAGCGAGCUCCAGCCUCCUGGCACUGGGUUUGCCCACGGGCCAGGCAGGGCAGGAGUGCAGGGGUGUGGUGCUAGUGCUGGUGUUUUCUUUAACAGCUGUAGUGACUCUCAGUAUAUAGUGUGUGAGGUCCUUAGUCAGCUCCUAACCUGUAUUCAAAGUGAAGAGAAAAAACAGACAAAAAAAAAACCCAGAAGUAAACCAAACAAAGCCAAGAGAAGCCAGGCAGUGCCUGUCGGCCACCAGCCCAGGCUGAGUGAUUCAGCUCCAAUAAACGCAAGAUCUUCUCUUUUUAUUUCCCUCAUUCCAUGCCAGGGCAGCAGUUCCAGCGCACACUGACACCUGGUGUCACUGUCCUGCUGUCUGACAAACAGACACCGCAGACUGACUGUCCGUUUAGCACCACCGGUGGUGGCUGUGGGUGGAAAGGAUCCAGAGGUCUUGUCCAAAAAGGUUAUCUUGAGUCAGACGCAGGAGGUGAAGCCUCCCCACGCAGGACAGCCAAGGAACAGGGUGGGGAGCUGUGUGCAUGCUCACUGCUGAGGCUCUGGGGCUGUGCCUGCUGCCACGCAGGCAGGGCACUGGGUGCAGGUGAAAUCUGCUUGGUCCCUUAGCUCUAGGUACGGUCGUGAUCUGCCUUAGCCUAUUUCUGGAUCACUCCAUGAUGUCCCCAAGGUGCUGCUGCAUUCCAGAGCUGUGCCCACAAACCUGCCAUCCGUUCAACCUCCUGCUCCGGGACAGCUCUGCCUUGUGCUGUGUGAUGAGAACUGCUCCAGCCUCAGGCGUGGGAGAAGCCCUUCACUGCUGCCUCCUGGAGGUCCAUCCCCUCUCUGCAGAGGGGCAAGGACUGGUUUGGUUGAAGCCUAACUGAUGCCCACCCCAGGAGAGCAAGGCAAGUCUGUUCCUCAAGGAGACCUUCGUGUCCUCUGUUGCAUCUCUGAAGGAGGAGCAGGCAGGCUGCUGGCUGCUGCGGUAGCAUCUGACUGAAAUCAGAUUCUAUACUUGUGGAAAAAAAUAAAAUCAAUAAAGAUUAAACAAAAA
Messenger RNA from Pogoniulus pusillus (Red-fronted tinkerbird), 2416 nucleotides. RefSeq names its product dual specificity phosphatase 14 (gene DUSP14). Gene Ontology annotation, molecular function: MAP kinase tyrosine/serine/threonine phosphatase activity. The transcript is spliced from 3 exons. NCBI's taxonomy places the organism in Eukaryota, Metazoa, Chordata, Aves, Piciformes, Lybiidae. The coding region runs from base 359 to 955 and encodes 198 amino acids. Gene Ontology annotation, biological process: protein dephosphorylation. The record is from RefSeq and is a predicted model, not a curated record. Gene Ontology annotation, cellular component: cytoplasm.